AAUUUGUUUUGGUUUUCCUAAGCAAAGAAAAAGAAUUACUUGGACAGCAAUGGCCGACUGCAAAUGUUUGCAGGUUGAGCAUGUGCCUCAUCAUACAUGCUUCUUUGCUCUGCCCCACUGCCCAUAUCAUCACAUGUUUCCAAUGGCUGCUCUGCAACUUACGAUUGUAUUGGUUAUGUUCGUCUUCCUUCAACUAUUCUCAGGUGCUCGUUCGUCGACGUUUACCAUCAUAAACAAAUGCAGCUAUACAGUUUGGCCAGGAGUGUUGUCAAGUGCUGGAAUCCCACCACUUUCACCUACAGGUUUUGUUCUUCAACAAGGAGAAUCGAAAUCUAUCGAUGUUCCGACAUCUUGGUCAGGUCGGUUAUGGGGUCGAACUCUUUGUACCCAAGACUCUUCUGGCAAAUUCACUUGUCUCACUGGAGACUGCGGUUCGUCUACGAUAGAAUGCUCUGGUGCUGGUGCUAUCCCUCCUGCAACCCUUGCGGAGUUUACAUUGAACGGAGCUUCGGGAUUGGAUUUUUAUGACGUUAGCCUUGUGGAUGGAUACAAUUUACCAAUGAUGGUAUCUCCACAUGGUGGUAAAGGAGGUAAUUGUAGUUCAGCCGGAUGUGAUGCGGAAUUGAACAGUAACUGCCCUUUGGAACUUAAAGUUGUCGAUGGGAGUGAAGGAGUGGCUUGUAAUAGUGCAUGCAAUGCUUUCGGCGACCCGAAAUAUUGUUGCAGUGGCGCUUAUUCGACUCCCAAUACGUGUAAGCCGAGCUCGUACUCGAAAUUCUUCAAGACAGCAUGUCCUACUGCUUAUAGCUAUGCUUAUGACGAUGGAACCAGUACCUUUACUUGCGCUGGUGCUGAUUAUGUCAUUACUUUCUGCCCUACUACACCUUCCGCAAGUCUCAAGACCUCCGAUCCCAUGGCGGUCGAUGUCUCAGCUAGUUCCCGGUCUACUUCAUCAGCUCUCAUUGUCGGUGUCAUAACCAGUUUGGCCAUAAUAUGGCAGUUCUGGCAUCUCUUUUAACAAUGCCGAGCUGCCAACCGACAACAUUCAGGACCUCAACUAUUUGCAAACUAAUCGGAAACCGAGUGAAGAUCAACAGUUGGCCACACAAUCUAAAACCAUCCAAUGAUAUCACAUAAUCACCGGCCUGCAUUUUCUUUCCAACUAGAAAACCAGUGUAAUAUAUAAGUACAAAAGAUAGAAAACAUAUAUAUCAGACAUUAUUAGAGGCAGGCAAGAUAGAGGCAUAUUUUUCAAUCGAUUAUUAGACAUAAAUUGCAGGAAAAAGACAAUGAUUAGUUGGCUAUGGCUAAGGUUAAUGUUUUGUUACCGUAGCCUACUAAUGCCAAAGGAGAUGAGUUCAUUUGUCUCUAUUUGUUCUUUAAGAAAUGCAAUUAUUUAAUGAUUUGUUUAGUUUAAGAUA
Gossypium arboreum is the source of this 1421-nucleotide messenger RNA. RefSeq names its product thaumatin-like protein 1b. The coding region runs from base 50 to 1018 and encodes 322 amino acids. The transcript is spliced from 4 exons. Gene Ontology annotation, biological process: defense response. NCBI's taxonomy places the organism in Eukaryota, Viridiplantae, Streptophyta, Magnoliopsida, Malvales, Malvaceae. The record is from RefSeq and is a predicted model, not a curated record. Gene Ontology annotation, cellular component: extracellular region.